ACAGCGCGUGUGGAGCUGCAGUGUGUUUGGCUGCUGCUGUCUCCGCCCUGCAGGCCCUGAGUUAAUAAAGCAGCUCCUCCUACACCUCUCCUCCCUCUCCUCCCUCACUCCCUCUCUCUCCCUUUCAGCCCCAUUCACCCUCACUCUCCAUCCACCAUGGCGGCCAGCCGGAGCAUCUCCGUCCGUCCCGCGGCUGUGAGCGGGGCCGGAGCGGCCUGCGACCCGCAGUAAACCCGCCGGAGCCGCUGCUGUCCGAGAGUCUGUGCGGAGAUGAGCGAGUCUAACGCAGAAAUGCCCACCCGGCCGGUUUUGCCUCAGGAUCAUGUGCUCCGCUCCGGUGCGGUCAUUUACCCUGGUGCGUUUGACCAGCACGGCUGUCCUCUGGUCGUGUUCCCGGUGGAGUCUCAGGAUAAACUGGUGUCUGAACUGACCAGGGAGGAGGUGGCCGACUUCAUCAGAUACUUCCUGCGCCUGCACAGUAAGAGUAAAGAGGACUGUUUGGUGUCGGUGGUUGCUGAUCUGAGGGAGGCGAACCUCAGCAUCGCCAGGCGAGUGGCUGAAAGCCUUCUGCUGCUGGAGCUCCACAGGCGGACGGUCCACUCUGUAUAUGUGGUUCAGCCCAGAAAGCGAGAUGUUCUGAAGCUGCUGCCGAAGCUCCUGCUGCCGGGAAAAACCAAACACUCGGCACACGCCACCUACAAGUGUGUUCUCCUUAAAGAAGUGUGUGAACUGUGGAACUACAUUGACCGCAGCCAGCUGACCGCCAGUCUGGGAGGAUAUCUCGUCUACUGCCACAGUAGCUGGGUCAGCUUCGUUAAGGAGAUAGACGGUUUUGUGCAGGAGUUCGUGGCGGUGGUCCGCAGGUUGCCAGUGUGCAUCAGUGCUCUUCAGUCGGUCUCCACGCUGCCGGUUCCCACUGACCCUGACGCUCUCUCUCACUUCUGCUCCACCAACCGCACUCAGCUGCAGCACAUACGCAGUGAUCUGGGUCUGGAUGAGUUGCUGAGGAGGUGCGAGUUGGUGUUGGAGAAGUUCCGUGUUCCUGAGAGUGAUCAGUGCUAUCAGGCCAUGGUGGGAACACACCUCUACACACACACUGCGCUGGAGAUGCUGCACAACUACGAAAGAAUAACAGCGGCAGUGGAGAAGGUGGAGUUGCUGUGGCAACAGGCGUUCGCCAAAGCCCGCGUCCAGCUGCAGGUCCUCAAUCUUCAGAGAGAAGCUCAACAGAUCGAGUCUCAGAUGGCGCGUCUGUGGCAGAAGCUGCAGUGCUACAGGACUGAGGAGGUUACAGACAGCAGCAGAGCUGAAACUCAGAGGCUGGAGUUCGAGGAGUCUGUUUAUACAAACGCUAUGGCCUUGGUGCGUCGUGCGGAGGAUGUAAUCCACACAUUAGCAGAGACCGUGGGAGAGCGCUGGGUUGGAGAACCAUGGGUGGAGGAACUGGAACGGCAGAAGAACGAGUUUAGAUCAGCGGUGGAGCUUCAGUACAGCAGCAUCCGCACACAGUGCCUCUACCACCACUGCUACAGCAAAGUCCACAGCUGGUACAGUCUAGCUGUGUGCGAGAGCUUCCUGCAGGACCUGCUGUGGGAGACCUGCUGUGACGGUCAGGGUGACGUUUCGGCCGGGCGAGAGUGGAAACCUGCUCUGGAGUCGUUUCUCAGAGUGCACACCUGUCCUCAGGUGGAGGAGCUAGUCCAGCUAGCGCACCUGGCUAACGUCAUAUCUGACCCGCACCUGCAGACCGCGGGCAGACAGCUCGCCCACAGGUGUAUGAAUUUGAGGAAGCUGUUGACCUCUCCUGGUUCUGCGACCCUUCGUGACCUCCAGCUGGCGCUCCAGUGGCAGUAUGAGUACCUGAAAGGCAGUCGUGAGACCGUGACCUCUGACCUGACUCCCAGGAGAAGCGUUUGUGCUGAGGUGCAGCCGGACUCUGGGUUCGUGUCUCGCUCUCUCAGACCUCCGUCUCAGUCUGACCUCAGCAAGCAGGACGCUCCGUUUCUCCGGUCAAUGUCGACGCUGGACUCGAUGCCUCCCGCUGGAAAACCACCGUCGCUCAGCUCCUUCGACUCCGGCUUUGAGGGAGCAGGAAGUGGUCAUGCUGACACAGGAAAGGAGGGACCUCUGGGCUUACCCAGAAUGCCCUGUGGCAGAGACAUCACGACCAGGCUGAAGGUUCCUCAGCUGCAGAUCAGUGAGGAGAACGUGUCCAGCGUGUCCGACUCGGAGGAGCUUGACCACGGCCCUGCUGGGAAUAACUCCUCUAAAGCGAGUAUCCACAUAAUCCCCAGGAUAACCGCAGACUCUCUGAACUUUGAGAUAAAGGUCCAGCGGUCAGCUACGCUGCCCAAAAACCCCUGGCUGAGCCUCCCGGUGGACGACCUGGAGAACUUGUACACGGUGACCAUCAGCCCCAGCUCUCCUGGCCUGCAGAGGGCACCAAAGAGCCCCAGCCUUUCAGAGCGCUGCCGUGACCAGCCCACUCAGACGGACUGUGUCCACAGCCCCAAACGGAAGGAUGGUGAUGGAGGAUUCCGAGAGGAGGAGUUCAGCCCCAUCCGGAACGUUCUGUCCAGCACCAUAGCAGAGGGCGGGGCUGACAGUACAGCAGAGGCUCCGCCCACUCUUCUGUGGGACACGUACGACCUGCAUGAUGUCAGACACGACACGUGUGACAGGUUAUCAGACGUGUCUCUGGGUAACUGGGAGCUGGAGGAGCAGCAGGAGCUCCGGGCUGUGGAGGAAAUCCUGGGCCGUACAGCAGGAAUACUACAGGAGGAGGAGAACAUUCUCGCUCAGGAGGAGGCUCUGGAUGUUCUGCUGAAAGCUGACCAUCCGGACAGACAGUGGCCUUCAUGGAACCACAAUGUCCAGCUCACUCAGAUGUCGUCCAGUGACCUGGCUGAAGCUGGAGUGAUUGGACUGGAGGAGGAGUCCAGCUCACCCCUGCACUUCGGUUACCACGACGACGUCUCCUCUUCAGGUCCAAACUCUGAGGCUCUUGCACCCACUGACCUGCAUCCGAACCGAAGUGGAGUUGUUCAGGAGCUGAAGGACCUGCAGGUUCUGGAGGAGCGGAUCUUGGAGGAGGAGCUGAAGAUCCAGGAGCUGCGACUCUCAGAGAAAACGCCAGAAAGGAGGAGGAAGUUCCUGGAGGAGCUGGAGCGGGAGAAGAAAGAAGUGGAGGAGCUGGAGAGGAGUUUGAGCAGAGAGGAGAAGCAGCGGGAUGGAAAGGUGAAGAAGCGGCCUAGGGGUCAAAAGGUGGUGAAGUGUUCCAUCAUGGAGAUGGCCUCGGCGCUCAGGAGCUUUGAGGAGGACGAUGAGGCUCUGCUGAUGAACUGCAGGCGCCAAACGCAAGAGUCAAAACCAGAGGCUAUCGGAUCUACACAUCCACGUUUAACUUCAGAUGGAGCUACGAGAAACUCCAAACCUUCAGAUUCGGCCACAGAUAAAUUUAUCUCCUGCAUGGACUCUGGUUUAUCUUCUAAAUCCAGACUUUCUAAUUCAGCCACAGAUGAAAUUGAUGGCUAUAUUGACUCAACUUCAUCUCAUGAACCACAUUUAACCACAGAAGAAUCCACCAGUUCCAAACCUUCUACUUCAACCACAGAUGAAGUUAAAGACUUGAAUCAGGAUGUAUUUGACAUUCAUAAAGACCCAGACUUAGCUGCUAAUGAAGAACCAGAACCUGUCACAAAGGAAUCCACCAAUAACGACUUGUAUUUGAGUUUGGACUGUGGUCAGGAUAAGCUGUCUUUGGUUUCUAUCACCUCCAGCUCAGAUGGAGAUGCUUUACCACAUGGUUGUCCUUCAGAAAAGGAGUAUACUGUUUCUGAGAUUAACAUUCUAGAUCCUGAGAAGCAAAAGUCCGACUUCAUCUGUGCAGUCUUAAAUCUGUCCAACAUGCAAGUUUCCACUGCUGGAGAUCCAAAUGAGCCUCCAGAUCCUUCUGAAAUCAGACAGGAGACGUUUAUAGACCUUUCUGAAUCGGGCAUAAGUGAGAAUGUCCAGUCUGAGAGCAGGCCUGAUGCCAACAAAGACCAUCACUUCAGGAAGGAUGCAGUAGAAUCAGAGAUUUAUUCAGCAGAAGGUUUGGCGCCCCUAGAGACUGGUCAAGAAAGAGCAGCGUUUGAUCCAGGUGGUCCAAAACCUCUUCCCCGAACGCCCAGGCUGAACAAGCCAUCACUACGCAAUCAGACGAGCUCAAUAUCUGAGGAACAUGUACAAGGUCGGGAUGAUGACAACUCAUCUGUGGCUUCGUUUUCCAGUGUGGCACCCUCUGCUGGCCCAAAACCAAAAGAGCGCAAAAACCCUCCUCUGAAAAUCCUUCCAGCUGUGGCUGAACACAACAGAAACAAUAACAACCCUCGCUGUGUGGAUCUCCAUGGGCCUGGUUCUGAAACUGUUAGAGAUUCUGAGUGCGAACAUGAAGCUAUGGAUCAGACUGAAGCGGAGUGUGAGGGUCCGAUUUCAGAAACAGAGUCUUAUGGACCAUGUGAGAAGAAUGAUGCUGAUGUCAUGAACAUGAGGAACGAUGAUGGACCCUCUACUAGAAGCGUGUGCAGAUCACCUGUGCUCCAGCAGCAGCUUCAAAUCUCCACCAGAGAGAUGAGUGAUUAUCUGACCCCUGUAGUGCUGGACACUGGCUCUGGACUGGUGAAGGCUGGAUUUGCAGAUCAGGAUCUUCCCUCUGUGAUAUUCCCAAACGCUGUCGGCCUGCCCAAAUACGAGGAGGUGAUGAGCGGCAGUGCGGAGCGGGACAUGUAUGUAGGUCAUGAUGCCCAGCACAUGCGGGGGGUCUUAACGCUCCACUACCCAAUGAAGAACGGCAUCAUCAGCAACUGGGACCAGAUGGAGACGAUCUGGCAGCAUGUGUUCCAGCAGCUGCGUGUUGAUGCUGAAGAUCACCCGGUGCUGCUGACGGAGGGCGUGAUGAACCCUCUGGUUAACCGGCAGCGCAUGGUGCAGCUGAUGUUUGAAUCCUUUAACAUUCCGCUGACCUUCAUUGCCCUGCAGCCCGUGCUGGCACUGUACGCAGCCGGACGCACCACAGGUGUGGUGUUUGACUCCGGUGAUGGUGUUAGUCACAGUGUUCCAGUGUUUGAUGGUUACUCUCUGCCUCACGCUGUUCAGCGCUUUGCUCUGGCCGGAGCCGACGUCACCCUGCAGCUCAAAAAGCUGUUGCUGGAGCAGGGUGUGUGUAUGCGGACGUCGGCAGAGUUGGAGAUCGUGCGCGAGAUUAAAGAGAGAUGCUGCUGUGUGGCUCCGGAUUAUGAGGCGGAGCUUAACACAGGGGGCGGAGCCAGGACACAAUCUCACUACACUCUACCUGACGGGCAGGUCGUCUCCCUGACAACAGAGCGCUUCAGGGCUCCUGAGAUCCUGUUUAAGCCAGAGCUGAUUGGUUGUGAUCAUUAUGGGAUGCAUGAGAGCAUUUUUAAAUCCGUUCUUCAGUCAGAUAUAGACCUGCGGAGGAGCUUCCUGGGAAACAUCGUUCUGUCUGGUGGGAACACUCUGCUGGCCGGUCUGCCGGAGCGUCUGCGGUCAGAGCUUGGCCGUUUGGCCCCGGCAGGGGUCUCUGAUAGCGUGAGGGUCCUCAGCCCCCCUGGCCGUGACUUCUCCGUAUGGAAAGGGGGCGCUGUUCUCUGCGGCCUGCAGACUUUCAGCUCUGCCUGGAUCAGCCACGACGAGUACGAGGAGUUCGGACCCAACAUCGUCCACAGAAAGUGCUUCUGACCCGCCGGACCUCUGAGUGGGCUGCUGGGACAAAUGUGUCGAACACGUUUCUGCUUCUGUUUUUGGCCUUAGUGACUGAAAUUUGUGCCAAAUUUUCACUCUGAAAGACAAUUUAGGGAGAAAAAGAGAAAUUCUAAGCAGGAAUGACUUUUUUUGAGGGAUAUGUGCUCUUAAUUUAAUAUCGGAAUGACUUUUUUUUUUUGUUUGUUUGUUUGUUUGUUUUGCUAUAUGAAGAGGUUGAACAAAUAAUAAAUUUUGUAAGUGUUAUUAAAGCCAAACAUGAUCUUAAAUCCCAAAACCUCUGAAAUGGUGCCGUAUUUAUCACGUUUCUUAAAUUUAUUUUUUUAAUAAUAAUGAAACCGGGUCAUUUAAAGGCUAAAUAUGUAUUUAUGUGAAUAUAAUCUAAAUCUAUUUACUUUUCUAUGUUGAUGUGGUGCCUUUUUCCCCUCCCUCUCCUCCUUGGUGUCUUACUUAAAUCUAAUAUAGCUUAUUAGUGCACUUGAUGUUAAAUGCUUUUAUUUUCUCUUUUUAGAAGAUUUAGUGCACUAAAUGAGUAUUUUCUAGUCAGAAAUGAUAUGAAGACAAACUGAGCCCCAACUUUUUUCUCCUGUUCCAGUAAGAAUUAGCUGUAAAUCUUCCAAUGCACCCAUUAUAGCAUCUCACUGGGUUUCACAGAGAGCCAUAAUCAACACCAGCACUUAUUUAUUGCAUCAUCUCAAAAGCUUUACUCGUUUAACUUAGGCUUGUAUUUGUUUUCAGUGUGAAAAACUAACCAUUUCACAUUUGCUUUAGUUUGAUUUUCCACUGUUUUGUCUUUUUUUUUCUUUUUUGUAUAUAUAUUCCUCAUGAUUGGUAUUUAUAUUGAGUUAAAGCUGUUUGUCGAUGGUGCUGGACGUCUAAUUUGCUGUAUUCUGUCUGUUUGAGGCUGAUUUUGAUCUAAAUUAUCUGUAAUUUCUCUCUGGAGAUCUGGACCAAACCCUCCUGUGGUUUGCUGUGAGUGAAUCUGAUGGUGUUUGCACAUUUAUGUGGUUGUAUAAGUAUUUUCUUUAAUAUUUUCCCCUCACGUUUGUGUGUUUGUGUGCUGGGGGGGGUUAGUGAUGUUUGUGUGGUCAGUGGUGGGAUUAGGCUGCUGGGAGGAGGUCAGUAGGCCUUUGAAAGGAAAAGUGGACAGCUCAGUGUCCUGGAAUGUGUGCGUGUCUUGUACCACUGUCUGUUACACCAGAUACUGUGACCUUUUUAAUAAAUAUUUUAAAUCUGA
This is a messenger RNA of Colossoma macropomum (tambaqui), 6997 nucleotides long. RefSeq lists its product as uncharacterized. NCBI's taxonomy places the organism in Eukaryota, Metazoa, Chordata, Actinopteri, Characiformes, Serrasalmidae. Bases 271 to 5739 code for a protein of 1822 amino acids. The record is from RefSeq and is a predicted model, not a curated record. The transcript is spliced from 26 exons.